Messenger RNA from Acaulospora colombiana, 206 nucleotides. The record is from the annotation of a GenBank genome assembly. Lineage: Eukaryota; Fungi; Glomeromycota; Glomeromycetes; Diversisporales; Acaulosporaceae.
AUGUUCAGGACACUCGGCACUCGAUUACGAACGUCGAGUAGUGCUCGCUUUGCGCUCUACGGCACCGCUGCUGCUGGCACCUCACUCGUCGUAUGGAGAUAUAAUACUUAUAACAAAGCCCAUCAUGCAAGAACAGGUCUCGAACAACACCUACCCAAGUCUCAAAAGCUUGAAAAGCAUGAGCCAACCAAGCCCUCGCUAAAAGA